This is a messenger RNA of Hydra vulgaris (swiftwater hydra), 1199 nucleotides long. RefSeq lists its product as uncharacterized. Lineage: Eukaryota; Metazoa; Cnidaria; Hydrozoa; Anthoathecata; Hydridae. The record is from RefSeq and is a predicted model, not a curated record.
GUCUUAUCAAGCAUUUACUAGUUAUUUAAAAUUAAAAUUACCUUGGGAAUCAACUGUUUAAAAAAAUGCAAUCUUUCUUGAUCCUUUAAAAAAGGGUAGUAACGAGUCUCUAGCAGCUGUCUCAAAUCUCACUCUAGAAGUAUGCAAAUCACUGGAAGUAGUCUUAUGUAAAGUUUUUCCAUCUUGUUCAUCAAAGGAAGAGGUUUGUGAUAUUUUACGAAGCGAAUGGCGAAUUUACCAAAUGGAAUUGCUUCCAGAGUGCUAUUAUAAAUGUUUGGAAGAAUUAGUUUCAAUUGGGAGAAAUCAAACUUCUUACUGGGAAAAAGCCUUUCAGCUUGCGGGUCUUCCUAUAGUUUCAAAACUUUUAUGUAGUUUUGAUAUUGAUACACUAAUCAAUUCCUUUGAGACUAAAGUUUUGAAUGAUAGUGGUUCACCUAAGUUUCCCAAUAUUACAUCUCUUUUCAAAGUUGUUUCUUCACUUUCACAUGGAAAUAGUCCCCCAGAGAAUAGAUUUUCAAUUAACAAACACAUUAUUCAGUUACAUGGUACUUUACUUGAUCAAGAGACAAUUGAGGCUUUGAGGUUUGUAAAAGAUACUAUAUUAAACUUUGGAUCCAUACUCGAUAUUCCAAUAACAAAGUCAUUUAUUCAAUCAGUUAAAUUUGCUCACUCAAGUUACAAAGCUGACCUGGAAGCUAAACGCAGGUUGAAAGAGAAGGAAGAGAAGCAUAUAAAAACUAAGGAAACUGAGGAGGCAAAACAACAUGUUUUGAAAAAUGAAAAAGAAGCUGUUCUUGCAUCCAUUCAACAGAUAAAAAACGGUCUAUCAGUUGCUGAUGAUUUAGUUUUUGAAGGAAAUAGUGAUUUAAAGAAAUGUUUGCUUCAAAAAAACAGCAUAAGAAAAGAAUUGCAGCGAGCCCAGUGUAAAAUUAAAACAGGGAUGAAAAGAAGACAGGAGCUUGCUGAUGAACAAGACAUUUUAGAAAAAAGGAGUAAAGAACUGUCAAUUUAGUCAAUUUAGAAUUAUAUUGUUUAUAUUGCAACUCUAACUAUUUUGCUUUUAAACUCUAUUUUAACUUAGUUGUAUUAUAACUCUAAAAGAAUUAUUAUUUUAUUUAGAAUUUUAUUUUUGAAUAAAACAGUUUUUUCAGAUAAUUAACUUAAAAAAAUCUAUUAACAUUUAAUACUUUGUUUCUAUU